Andrographis paniculata is the source of this 2122-nucleotide messenger RNA. RefSeq names its product very-long-chain aldehyde decarbonylase CER3. The transcript has 11 exons. Lineage: Eukaryota; Viridiplantae; Streptophyta; Magnoliopsida; Lamiales; Acanthaceae. The record is from RefSeq and is a predicted model, not a curated record. Bases 82 to 1971 code for a protein of 629 amino acids. Gene Ontology annotation, biological process: lipid biosynthetic process. Gene Ontology annotation, molecular function: iron ion binding; oxidoreductase activity.
GCCACACACACAUAUACAUAUAUAUAUAUAUAUAUUCAUAAUACAUUUUACAUCAAAGCAAGUUGUUUGAUUUUCUCUGCAAUGACUAUGGCUAUGGCUAUGGCUGCACCUUUAUUUGCUUGGCCAUGGGAAGGCUUAGGCAGUUGCAAGAUUGUGAUGUACGUGAUGUUUCUGGGCAAAGCAAUGCAGUCCAAGUACCAAGGGGAGUCCAUGAAAUUAGGCACUUGGUGUUUACACAUGUUCAUCAUUUGUAUGCUGAGGCUUCUGAUCCAUCAAUCAUGGUCCUCCUACACCAACAUGCUCUUUCUAUCUCGCAAUCGUCGCAUUAUCAAGGAAGGAGUUGAUUUCAACCAAAUUGACAAUGAAUGGCACUGGGACAAUUUCAUCUUACUUCAAGCUAUAAUUGGUGCAUUCAUCGUUUUGUCAUCACCAAGCAACCAAGCGAUUCCCUUAUGGAACAUAAAGGGCAACAUGGUUGCAAUAUUGCUGCAUAUCACGGCUUCGGAGCCUCUUUUCUAUUACAUUCACAAAUGCUUUCAUGGGAGCUAUCUUUUCUCCCAUUACCAUCAUCUCCAUCACUCAUCGCCUGUACCACAGCCCUUUACAGCUGGACAUGCAACAUUCUUGGAACACCUUUUAUUGACAGUAGUGAUCGGAGUCCCAAUUUUUGGAUCAUUCACAGCUGGUCUUGGAUCCUUGAGCUUGAUCUACACCCAUGUUUUGGCUUUCGAUUUUCUCCGAUGUUUAGGACAUUCUAAUGUGGAGAUCAUUCCUCAUCGAAUAUUUGAACUCAUCCCAUUUCUCAAAUAUGUCAUCUACACUCCAACGUAUCACAGCUUGCAUCAUGCAGAAAUGCACACCAAUUAUUGCCUUUUCAUGCCCCUUUUUGAUGCACUCGGAAACACACUGAACAUGGACUCGUGGGAACUUCAUAGGCAGAACAGCAACAAUUCAUCAGGUGAAAAUGCAAGGGUGCCGGACUUUGUGUUCCUAGCCCAUGUGGUAGACAUGUCAUCCGCGCUGCAUGCGCCUUUUGUAUAUCGAUCCGUCGCAUCUCUUCCUUACUACACAAGAAUUUACCUGUUGCCAAUGUUGCCUGUCUCAUUUUUUGCCAUGUUAUUCAUGUGGGCAAAGUCCAAAACAUUCUUGGUCUCUUUCUAUAACCUUAGGAAUCGGCUACACCAAACAUGGGUUGUUCCACGCUUCGGAUUCCAGUACUUCUUGCCAUUUGCCGCACAAGGAAUCAAUAGACAAAUAGAAGAGGCGAUUCUACGAGCCAACAAAUUGGGCGUCAAAGUUAUUAGCCUCGCGGCUUUGAAUAAGAACGAAGCUCUUAACGGGGGUGGAACGCUCUUCGUCAACAAGCAUCCGGAUCUUAAGGUUCGUGUGGUGCACGGGAAUACCUUAACAGCAGCGGUGAUUCUCCACGAGAUCCCGGAAGAUGUAACUGAGGUGUUUUUGACGGGAGCCACAUCGAAGCUUGGUAGAGCUAUUGCCCUAUACCUUUGCCGUAAACAAGUCCGAGUUCUUAUGUUAACUUCAUCGAGGGAACGCUUUCGCAAGAUCCAGAAAGAAGCACCUGCUGAUUGCCAAAACUAUCUGGUGCAAGUGACUAAGUACCAAGCGGCACAAAACUGUAAGACAUGGAUAGUAGGCAAAUGGAUCACACCGAGAGAGCAAAACUUCGCGCCACCGGGAGCCCAUUUUCACCAAUUCGUUGUCCCUCCAAUAUUGCACUUCCGGGGGGACUGCACUUACGGCGAUCUCGCUGCCAUGAAGUUACCAGAAGACGUUCAAGGGCUAGGAUCAUGCGAGUACACGAUGGAGAGAGGAGUGGUUCAUGCUUGCCAUGCCGGCGGAGUGGUUCACUCGUUGGAAGGAUGGACACACCAUGAAGUUGGGGCCAUAGAUGUCGAAAGAAUUGAUCUCGUCUGGGAGGCUGCACUCAAACAUGGCUUUAAACCUGUCUGAAACCAACUCCAGAUCACAUUCACAUCAGCUAAUAAUAUAUAUAAUUAUUGAAUAUAUAUAUAUAUAUCUAUCUUUAAUUUGUAUGUACGAGUGUAUGUAUGUCAAUGUGUGUGUAUGUAGCAUUGAGAAACAACAUACUGUAUGCUUUUGA